This is a messenger RNA of Peronospora matthiolae, 198 nucleotides long. NCBI's taxonomy places the organism in Eukaryota, Oomycota, Peronosporomycetes, Peronosporales, Peronosporaceae. The record is from the annotation of a GenBank genome assembly.
AUGGUAUCGGUGCGAUUGCACAUCAGUCGAUCGGAGUUCUUUGACCCUGACGACGGUUAUCCCGACGACUCAGUGCAAAAGGAGGGUCGGCGUGCAAUUGUGGCUGCCACAGAGAUGCAGAAGAAAGGUGGUACAAAUCCCCCGCGCAUUCGAGUGUCGGCAAUGACAGAGAUGAAGGAAUAUAGUGGCAAAGAUUGA